AUGACUGAUUAUCAUCUAAAACCAAAUACAAUUUUAAAUACAAGACAUAAUUCAAUAGAUUCUUCAAUAUUAUGUAAUUCAUGUAAUUAUGAUAAUAAUAAUAAUAAUAUUAUCGAUAAUAAAGAUGAUAUACCACUUUAUUAUUCACCAAUAACUAAUUACCAACAAAAUAUAAAAAAUAUACCAACAUUAUAUGAAUUAAUACAUCAACCACAUAAUAUUAAUGAAGAAGAAAAUGAAAUUAGUAUAACUAAUUUUUCAAAUUAUUUAAAAUCAAUACAUUGUCAAGAAAAUUUACAUUUUAUUUUGGAGAUUAAUCAAUUUUUAUCAAUUAUAACAAAUGCAUCAACAUCAACAAAUUCUUUAAUAAUUGAAAAAUGGUCAAUAUUAUAUUAUAAAUAUUUUAAUUCAAAUUCAGAUUAUGAAAUUAAUUUACCACAUAAGAUAACUAGUAAACUAAAUGAAAAUGAAAUUCCAACUCUUCAAAUUUUAAAAAUUUGUAAAACUCAUAUUAUAAAUGAAAUAUUAUCAAAUCUAUAUCAUAAAUAUGUUAAAAAUCAUCAUCAUAAUAAAUUUUGUAAUAAUAAUCAUAAUAAUAUUGAUUAUCAAAAUUCACUUUUAAUAAGAAGAAACUCAGAACAAACUUCAUCAAUUACUAGUAGAAACAACAAUACAAUAACUAAUAAUUCAAACUUUAAAAAUCCAACUGUGAAAAGAUCAAAUACAACACUACCAACAAAAAAUAUAAAAACUCCAAUAACUCCACCAAUUUCACCACCACCAUUACAACAAUCAUCACACUAUACUACUACUACCACCACUUCAACAACAACCACCACAACCAAAAUGGGUUAUGAUUAUUAUACAAUCCCUUCAAAUUCAUCAACUACUUCAAACUUAACUCAAUUAGAUCAAUUAGAUCAAAUAAAUUCAAAUAAUUCAUCUAGUUCAAUUUUAGAAGAUUUAAAUAAUAGUCCAAGAACUACAAGAAAUAAUUCAACUUCUUCAAAUACUUCUUCAAUUGGUUCUUCAAUAAAUAAUAUAAUGGAUAAUUCAAUAACUUAUUUAAGUAAAAUGAAAAAAUUUAAAUUUAGAAGAUUUAGUAAUGAAUAG
Messenger RNA from Lodderomyces jiufengensis, 1113 nucleotides. RefSeq names its product regulator of G-protein signaling domain-containing protein. Bases 1 to 1113 code for a protein of 370 amino acids. NCBI's taxonomy places the organism in Eukaryota, Fungi, Ascomycota, Pichiomycetes, Serinales, Debaryomycetaceae. The record is from RefSeq and is a predicted model, not a curated record. The transcript has a single exon.